Molecule: messenger RNA, 1758 nt
Organism: Talaromyces rugulosus
Lineage: Eukaryota; Fungi; Ascomycota; Eurotiomycetes; Eurotiales; Trichocomaceae
Exons: 2
Coding region: 1-1758 (585 amino acids)
Source: RefSeq, a predicted model, not a curated record
AUGGCUUUAAGCAACGAGGCCAUUCUCACCGAAUGCCCCAACCCAAACUCCCUCGUCUUCAGCGCAACGUGGUAUCACCCCACCGACUGCGCCAAGUUCACCAUCUGCUCAAGAUGUUUCGAGGACCAUAUUCGCCAAACACCAUUUGCCUCUCGGUUCCCGGCGGAGCGACUCGAGCCAAGGCCGGACCGGGCUUGUCUGUUUAAUACGGAGAGAAUGCGUAUAUUGUGGUCUUCUUUGAAUACAAAUGGAUGGGAUUCUGUGCAUCAGUAUAUGCUUCACCGGGACACGAUUCCCAAUUGUCAAAAGAAAGAAGGCGUCAAGGCUGGAGUUCCUGGGUCUGAUCAAUGGUAUAAACUCCGGAAUGGCGAAAUCCCAGACUUUGCAUGCUGUGUAGCGUGCUACGAAGAUGUCGUUUGUGCAACUCCUUUUGCUGAUAGGUUUGUGUUAUCUCCGAGUGAUCUAGAAGGCAAUAACAAUCAAGGGCAGGUGGUGAUGAUAUGUGACCUGUCAGUCAAGUUCAUCUACCGCGCACUCAUUGAACAGGCGUCACGCCACGACUGGAACACAUUCACAACCUGGGCAGCCGCAAGACUCAGACUUCCCGCGUGCGAGAGUUUGAGGUCGCUGAAGUGCUCCUCGACGAUCUGGUACAUGCCCAAUCCGCCGUUGUAUGGAGUUUUCGUCUGCGGCGCAUGUUUCCACGACGGAGCAGACUUGACCCCAAUGGCGGGCGGUUUCUUGCAAGCUCAAAUCCCGCUUGAGAAAGCUGAUGAGGUAUGGGAAUGUGUCAAUUCGGCGUCUGUCUUGCCCAUGGCGGUGGCUUGGUCUGCGGCGUGUAAUCGGAAGAAUCUUUCGCUCUGGUAUAAUGCAGCCCGGGAAAUUUCAAACUAUCCGCCUUGCACAAAAGAUGGGAUUCAGAAUGGGAUUUGGUAUUCCAUGUCCGGAUGUCCAGAAUUCAAAAUUUGCGGUCGUUGUUUUGUAGGAAUCAUCCAUAGUCAAGGCGAUGUGCUAGCCCGGCAUUUCCAUCAACAACCAGCCACAGAUGGCUCGGCAUAUGUCUGCGAUUUCUUCAUAAACAAGACAAAAAGAACUCUACGCUACUUUGAAAAACUCGACGAGGCCGUCACGCUGGCCAAGGGGCAAAUAUUCCACGACUUCAUCGCGCGCGUCUCGCCGCAACCACCCUGUCCAACCGACGGCACCAGUCGAAAUCGGCGCUGGUACUGCAGCAUCAGCGACGAAGACGACGGCGGAGCCACCAUCUGCGAGAGCUGCUACGAAGAAGCCAUUCGCGGAACGACGCUGGCCAACAGACUCACUCUGCGCGAGCGUGCCGAUGAGUGUUUCUGCGACGCUUACUCGCCACGCAUGCGCGGUAUCUGGGGCCAGGCGUGCGCCAGCAAUGAUAUGACGGUGUUUGGGCGCGCGUUGAAGGAGCGAAUGCAGGUGUAUGCCAUGACCGUACCGCGCAUGCGCACCAUUCUGGAAGUGGCAAAGAUGCGUAUGAAUACGCAGAGUACCCUGAUGCUGUCGUCGGUUAUGCUUCAGGGCGCGGACAAUCUUGUUUCGGCGUCGAGGCCCGUGGGAAUGCAGCAUGAUAUGUAUGGCAACUCGCAGAUUGGAUAUCACUGGGAAACGGCGGCAGGGGCUCAGGGUGAGAUGCAGUUUCGCCAGGCGACGAGUAUGGGGAUUGCGCAGACCGGGGAUAUGGCAGAGAUGGCACAGUUGGGGGCGCUGUGGAGGCAGUAUGAGUAA